AUAGUAGGUCAUAGCGGUACUACAAAACCUUUGGUUUGGCGGCAAAAGAUGAGUUCCUUGUCAAAAUUCUUCAAGUCGAGGAAGAAUGACAAGGCAGAUACACAGACUGCAAUCCAAAAGCUUAGGGAUACCCAUGAGAUGCUCACGAAAAAGUCCAACUUUCUUGAGGGCAAGGUAGAAGAACAGAUAGCCCUAGCCAGAAAAUAUGGUCUAAAAAAUAAAAGAUUGGCUCUUCAGGCUCUGGCUAGAAAAAGGACCUAUGAGAAGCAGCUUGCUCAGAUUGAUGGAACACUGAACACAAUCGAUAGUCACAUUGAAGCACUAGAGAAUGCUGGAACAAAUGUGGAAGUUUUGAAUGCCAUGCGAUAUGGAUCAAAUGCUCUAAAGAACGUUCACAAGAAUAUGACUGCCGAUGAUGUUCAAAAUAUUAUGGAUGACAUUCAGGAACAAAGAGAUAUUAGUCAAGAAAUAUCCAAUGUAAUAUCUACGCCUAUGGGUCUCAACGCCGACUUCGAUGAAGAUGAUCUUCUGCGUGAACUCGAGGAACUUGAGGCUGAGGGUGUUGAACAGAAAUUAUUGGAUGUCACUCCGGUAAUACCUGAUUUGCCUGCUGUCCCAGACUCUGACUUAUCAAUACCUACUGCAUCGCGUCAAACACCAAGUAAGCUGUUUAAAUUGUGUCUCCACAUUAUUUUCUGCCUGUUAUAUGGUUUACUUGUCCAGUUCUCCCAGGUUUUCCAAUGGUUCUCUAACCAAUGUCAGCUCAUGAUGAAAUCCAGUAACCAAUCAACCAAAUCCCUACAAACCAAUAUUUGAAUAUUAGUGAGAUGCUCACU
Messenger RNA from Trichobilharzia szidati, 836 nucleotides. Lineage: Eukaryota; Metazoa; Platyhelminthes; Trematoda; Strigeidida; Schistosomatidae. The record is from the annotation of a GenBank genome assembly.